Eleginops maclovinus (Patagonian blennie) is the source of this 6329-nucleotide messenger RNA. It is a transcript of the gene kif5aa, whose product is annotated as kinesin family member 5A, a. The transcript has 29 exons. The record is from RefSeq and is a predicted model, not a curated record. Lineage: Eukaryota; Metazoa; Chordata; Actinopteri; Perciformes; Eleginopidae. Gene Ontology annotation, molecular function: ATP binding; microtubule binding; microtubule motor activity. Gene Ontology annotation, cellular component: microtubule. The coding region runs from base 483 to 3611 and encodes 1042 amino acids. Gene Ontology annotation, biological process: mitotic cell cycle; microtubule-based movement.
AGUGCGCUGUGGCAACCAAAGCAGGCCGAUCCUCAGCAGCUUUACCUCACUGCCCUUCCAGCAGCAUCUCACCUUCAACCGGCCUGACGCGCAUCCACCACCGCACCACAGAGGAAAACAAGAAACACACGACAGAGACAGACACCGGCCAGCAAACCAACAAGAUAAAGCUACUCGGUCAUGAUAAUUAUGUAGGGGAUCGUUUUGCGGUUUGACAUCUAAUUUGGCCUGCCCGCCUCUGCGACACCGAAACCUCGUCCAUCUGCGCACUAAGAAAACGCAUCCUCUGUCAGCUUGUCCGGAUAAAACCACCCAACCCCUCCAACACAUCACAGUCCUCUCGACACCGAAGGACGAAGUGACUGCGCUUCUCUCCUCGGUUAUUUUGACGGUCAGAAAGGCCGGAGCAGCGACGGGUCACCCGCAGCCUCAGCAGCAUCUCCUCGGCUCAGCAGCAGCAUCCUCCUCCCUGAAUCUGCGCAAUGGCCGAUAUCCCGGCGGAGUGCAACAUAAAAGUGCUGUGUCGCUUUCGUCCUCUCAACCAGUCUGAGAUUAUACGAGGGGACCAGUUUAUCCCCAAAUUCCAAGGAGACGACAGUGUCACCGUUGGGGGGAAGUCCUAUGUGUUUGAUCGCGUGUUCCCAACCAACACCACCCAGGAGCAGGUCUACAACACCUGCGCCAAGCAGAUUGUCAAGGAUGUUCUGGGUGGAUACAAUGGAACUAUUUUCGCAUACGGACAGACCGCCUCCGGGAAGACUCACACCAUGGAGGGCAAGCUGCAUGACCCUCACCAGAUGGGUAUCAUUCCUCGCAUCGCAGAGGACAUUUUCAACCACAUCUUUGCCAUGGAUGAAAACCUGGAAUUCCACAUCAAGGUUUCAUACUUUGAGAUCUACAUGGACAAAAUCCGUGACCUUCUGGAUGUGACGAAGACCAACCUGUCUGUCCAUGAGGAUAAGAACAGGGUGCCAUUUGUCAAGGGAUGCACUGAGCGUUUCGUCUCCAGCCCUGAUGAGGUGAUGGAUGUGAUCGAUGAAGGCAAAGCUGCACGUCAUGUUGCUGUGACCAACAUGAACGAGCACAGCUCUCGCAGCCACAGCAUCUUCCUGAUCAACAUCAAGCAGGAGCACGUUGAGACUGAGCAGAAACUGUGUGGAAAACUCUACCUGGUAGAUCUGGCUGGCAGUGAGAAGGUCAGUAAGACUGGAGCGGCAGGAGCCGUCCUGGAUGAGGCUAAAAACAUCAACAAGUCUCUCUCUGCUCUGGGAAAUGUCAUCUCUGCUUUGGCUGAGGGCACGAAAACUCACGUGCCGUACCGUGACAGCAAGAUGACCCGUAUCCUGCAGGACUCCCUCGGUGGGAACUGUCGCACCACCAUGUUUAUCUGCUGCUCUCCCUCCAGCUACAACGACGCUGAGACCAAGUCCACUCUGAUGUUUGGACAACGUGCCAAGACCAUCAGGAACACCGCCUCCAUCAACUUGGAGCUGACGGCGGAGCAGUGGAAGAGGAAGUUUGAGAAGGAGAAGGAGAAGAACAAGACUCUCAAGGAAACCGUCCUGAGGCUGGAGACUGAGCUCAACCGCUGGAGAAAUGGAGAGGAAGUACCUGAGACGGAGCAGACCACGGCAGAAGUUGUGACCCGCUUCGAGACCAUUGAGGAGCCUCCCAUUUUGGACAAUGACACCUCAUCCAUUGUUGUCCGUAUUUCUGAGGAGGAGCGGCAGAAAUACGAGGAGGAGAUCCGCAAGCUCUACAAGCAGCUGGAUGACAAGGAUGAUGACAUCAACCUGCAGUGCCAGUUGGUGGAGAAGCUGAAGCAGCAGAUGAUGGACCAGGAUGAGCUCCUGGCAUCAUCUAAAGGCGAUGGGGAUAAGGUCCAGGCUGAACUCGGCAGGCUGCAGGUGGAGAGCGACUGCGCCAAGGCCGAAGUUAAGGAGGUGCUGCAGGCUUUGGAGGAGCUGGCCAUCAACUACGACCACAAGAGCCUGGAGGUGGAAGAGAAAGGCCUGCAGAACCAGCUGCUGGCUGACCAGCUGUCCCAGAAAAUGGCCAGUCUGAUGGAGCUGGAGGCAGAGCUGUCUCGUAUGCAGGAGGUGAGCGGGCAGCAGAGGAAACGCAUCGCUGACGUCCUAAAUGGUCUGAUGAGGGACCUCAGCGAGUUCAGCACCAUUGUGGGCAACGGGGAGAUCAAGCUGCCUGUGGAAAUUAGCGGUGCGAUCGAGGAGGAGUUCACCGUAGCUCGCCUCUACAUCAGCAAGAUCAAGUCGGAGGUGAAGAGCAUGGUGAAGCGCUGCCGCCAGCUGGAGAACAUGCAGCUGGAAUGCCACCGCAAGAUGGAGGAGACCGGGAGGGAGCUCUCCUCCUGCCAGCUCCUCAUCUCUCAGCACGAGGCUAAGAUCCGCUCUCUGACGGAGUACAUGCAGAGCGUGGAGCAGAAGAAGAGACUGCUGGAGGAGAGCCACGACUCCCUGAGCGAGGAGCUGGCCAAGCUGCAAGACCAGGAUAACUCCAUGCUUGAGGAAAAGGAAGGAGAGAAGGGUGAGAUUGAGGAUGGAAAUGUGAAGAAGGUUCCUCGUCAGCAGAGCGAGUCUCACCGUGGCCUCCACCACAAGCAGCUGGCCCGCCUGCGAGAUGAGAUCAACGAGAAGCAGAGGAUCAUCGACGAGCUCACCGAUCGCAACUCCAAGCUGGAGCUGGAGCUGGCUCAAGUUCGCGCUGACUUUGAACGCCUGAAGUGCCAGGACAACACCAAGAGCGAGCGCUUGGAGGAGCUCUCAUUUCUGCAUGAGCGUCAUGAGCAGACCAAACAGGACUUGAAGGGUCUGGAAGAGACAGUCGCCCGCGAGCUCCAGACCCUCCACAACCUGCGCAAGCUGUUCGUUCAAGACCUCACGUCGCGGGUUAAAAAAAGUUCCGAAAUGGAGCCUGAUGAUAGCGGGGGGUCUUGCACCCAGAAGCAGAAGAUUUCCUUUCUUGAAAAUAACCUGGACCAACUUACAAAGGUUCACAAACAGCUGGUACGUGACAAUGCAGAUCUGCGCUGUGAGCUUCCAAAGCUGGAGAAACGGCUUCGGUCUACUGCUGAGAGAGUUAAGGCCCUGGAGACUGCACUGAGGGAUGCCAAGGAGGGCGCAAUGAUGGACCGCCGCCGCUACCAGCAGGAAGUCGACCGCAUCAAGGACGCCAUGAGGGCAAAGAGUGCUCUGAGGCGCCCCCAUGCAGCACAGAUUGCCAAGCCAGUGAGGCCAAAGCAGCUGCCCGUCUGCUCUCCCACCAACCCCUUCUACACUUACAUCCGUUCCACUGAGCACGCCAACACCUACAGCAACGCUCUCUUCCAGGGCAACGUGACACAGCCGAGCACCGCCAGUGUCAGCUGCAACCCCAACUCUGUCCAGAGCAACACAGUUUCCACAGCGCUGGGCUACAGAGCAGGCAGAUACAAUGGAGACACACUGGAGUCCUUCCCACUCAACAUUGACAACGGUAACACCCACAGUGAAACGAGAGACAUCAAUGACAACAGAAGUGAUGUUCACUGUGGCAGCGAGGUGGAUGAAUCAAACAGACACUACAUCAUUCAGCAGGAGACCGCUGCAAGUUAAUACCAUGAAGCUGACCAAACACUGUACCUAUAAAGGACCCCCCCCCCCCCCCCUUGACAUCUGCAUGCAGCCUGUCUCCCCGUCCCUCCACUGCAAAAUUGAUGAAGAUCUUUUAUCCUGUAGUCUUCAAACUAGAUGAAGCUCCUCCCAUGGUGACCACGCUCACCCUCAGGUUUGCAGUUCAGUCCUCUCCGGUUCAGUCAGUGCAGGAAGUAAAUUAAAUCAGAAUUUGUUUUUGAAUCUCAUCUCAUCCACCUCGAUGCCAAUCAUUUUGUGAGGCGAUAUCAGCGAUACUUAUUACCUCCUGAGGUGGUUGAACUGAAACAGGGCUGACUCCAUCCCUGAUGCACACAUGUUGUAAAUAAUAGUGCUGUAUACUCCAGUAGAGGUUUUUGACCAGCAACUGUUUGUGUGAAUGCACAGCCUCCACCUUCCCCUGCACACAUCUCCUUAAGGGCAUCAUGUGGAUGACAUACUGUAGGCAGACGUGACCUUUUUCUCCGUCGUAAAUAAGAGUAUAGUGUGUAACGCCAGCUUGUAACAGAAGACCCACACUCUGCAUGCAUGUCGCUUACCGGGUUAGCUUUCAAAUCUUUGCAUGUGUCCUGAUUCCAGUCAGGAGCCGGUAUGCUGCGAGUGUAUGAUCGACUUCGACAGAUGUCACAGAAAGAGAGAAAAAGAGAGUGCUGGUAUCCUUAGAUCCUGAUCAUGAUCUGUUUAGAUUUUCAAUUUUAAUGUAUAACUUGGCUGUUGUGUUAAUGCAGGAGAUCAACAAAAUACACAUCUAUGUCUAGUUUAAGGUUAAGAAAUAGAGGACAUCAGGUGCAACAUGCAUCAGGGAAGCCAAGUCCUGACUUACGGUCUUACUUGAGAAUAACUUUUCUUUUGUAAUGUUGCAGCUGUUUGUCACUGUUAUACAUUUCAGGUAAUGCUGCCCACAUUUCUUUACUGUGGAUCCAUUUCUGCAUUGCACCCUCAUGUGAGUCUUCGUACCGGGCUUUAACAAGAACCAACUACUCAUAAUCACACUAACACGCUGCCAUGUGGAUAGAUCUGUAAUUACUACCUCUAGAGCUUCUCAUUAUAUACUUAUCAUAAUAACAUCCUUUCAAAAGCUCUAUAAAAGCUGAUCUUAGUUUCCGUAGAAAGUUUAGUACAUCAAUAGCUUUGAUUAGACCUAAAAGCUCUCGUCAGGGCAGUAGUAAUGUUCUCCUUGAGUUUAUUCAUACACAGCUUCCUCCUCUAUCAUAUAACACAAGCUGAGCUGGAAAAUUGCUUUCAAAAUGUUUAAGUGCAGCAGUUAUUCACUAUCAGGGCAGGUCAUGUUGAUACUCAAAGAUGUUCCUUAACUUCUUGGAUUUUGAUGCCUUUUCCUAUUUAGUACUUAUAAGGCUGAAAUGCUAUUGUAAACUAUUAACAUUCCCUGUGUUAUCUCAACUUGAUUUUAAAACAGAAGUGAAGUAGCAUCUAAAACCCCUUUUAAUAUGACUAUGUGGAAAGUAUUCAGUGCUUUUCAAUCCGAACAAUGAAAAGAUAUAAGGAAGGGAGUUUCUGCAGACACGUCCCCAGCUGAGCAGCCACUAGUCUGGGUGUAACGGCCGUUUGGACAGAAGCUUGUUGUCUGAGCUUGUUGUCAAGUCAUGCUGUUAUUCUUCUGUAAAAAAAUCCUGACCAGCCACUCAGGAUAGAAGAAAGCAGUGUGUGGGACAAGGAUAUGUUUGUGUUUGGAUUGAGCUGAGUCACUGAAUUAAAGAACAGAUUAAACCAGAAGUGUUUAAAGGAAACAUGCAUAACAACCAAACAGCUUUUGCUCAUGAGAAUCUUUUAUAUUGAAGAUAUUUCUCUUUGUAAAGUUUGCUGUAAUACAUGGCAUGACUGGACUUCUAUGUUCUAUGUGUAAAUUAUCCCGAAUAGGACCUGAGUAAUUUGGGUGAAGGUCGUCUGAUACUCAUUCAUGACAGCGGCGCUCUAUCUCAUGCUCUUACUGGCAUAAACAACAUCUCAGGGCUUCACAUUCACAAUCAUGGCAACCAUCCUAAACCAUCAUCCUAACCCUUAUUAAACCCAUAUGAGUGCUGAUGAACAAUCAGGUCACUGUGUUUUUUUCCAGGCUUAACAGAUAAUACAUCUUCAUUAAAAUAACUUAAUUUAACACAUAGUGUAAAACAUCUCCAUUCUAGCACAUGACGUCCAAAAUAAAGAAGAUCCCUCUGGUCAGACCCUACUGUACGUUUCCACACAGAACCUCCAUUCGAUCCUGUUUAAUUAUAAUAAAUACAUCUGAAGGAGCGGGGAAUGUGUACUAUAUUGUCACCCACUGUCUGAUUUCAACAUAUCUACAAUACAUGUGCUAUAUAUUGUUAAUCUUGUAAGUAAACUAGCGUGCCAUGACAUAGUAAAAAGCUAAUGAUAUGUACGCGCUUACUUUGUUCAGAGAAAUGUUUGUUUUAUUUAUUUCUGUAUGCCUAUACUGUAGCGUCAACAUGAUUAUGUGAAGAAUCACAGUUCUGUAUAUAUAGUGUCAUCAAUAUGCUGUAUUGUCUGUGAACCGUUGUGUUGUAGUAAAACGUUCAAUAAACUUAUAGAAAGGAGUUUAAAUGCUAUGGAAGAUUUAUUUAGUCAAAGAGAGACGUGUGGGCUGUAUGAAAAGAGGCUGCCAUGACUCCAUCUAGUGGAGGUAAAGGAAAUUGUAAGGGGACAGAUUUAAAUUUAUGAAGA